Molecule: messenger RNA, 651 nt
Organism: Letharia columbiana
Lineage: Eukaryota; Fungi; Ascomycota; Lecanoromycetes; Lecanorales; Parmeliaceae
Exons: 3
Coding region: 1-651 (216 amino acids)
Source: RefSeq, a predicted model, not a curated record
AUGCAUCACGUUACCAUUAGUAACGCCGAUUGCGAAGAUUUGAACGGGAGGAUGGGCGUAGGGACAGAUUACGGGACGCUCAUUGUGGACUUCAGCCCAACGGUUCCAGGAGCCACUGGCAUGUAUAUGGAUUUCCCCAACGGGACCUGUAUAGGUGGCAGCAUGGCGAGCGUGACCGCAUGGGGCGUCACUAUCAACAUGGAGGGUACUGGGCAAUGGGGCUCCACGAGUUACAUUGGCGGUUGGUGUGUGGCAAACAUAGUUCAGUAUCAGAAGCUCAACGCCUCGGCGGACGCGACCAAUCCAGAUGGUCAGUAUAAAUACGAUAUCGAUCUCUUCGACAACGGCACUCCAAGGAAUUGGAUCGGCGGGACGACAGGUGGACCGCUUUACGUGCAGGAUGGUAAGACUGAGGGACUAGACAGCAAGCUCCCUCAAGUGUUCGAAAUAACCUCCGGGAAUGUGGAUGUCGACCCAUACUAUAUGAGCUACAACAACCCAUGUUUGCCAAGCCCCUCCAACGAGGUCUGGUCUGCGUAUGAUUCAAUCCAUCAAUGCGGUCUCCAAAAUGUUUUUCCAAAUGGAGGUGCUCAUGGAGCGUGGGGUUAUGCUAAUAACGCACGGACGAACAACUGCGGAUUCCCAUGCUAG